This is a messenger RNA of Populus euphratica (Euphrates poplar), 1118 nucleotides long. RefSeq lists its product as uncharacterized. Gene Ontology annotation, molecular function: methyltransferase activity. NCBI's taxonomy places the organism in Eukaryota, Viridiplantae, Streptophyta, Magnoliopsida, Malpighiales, Salicaceae. The coding region runs from base 215 to 1003 and encodes 262 amino acids. The record is from RefSeq and is a predicted model, not a curated record. The transcript has 7 exons. Gene Ontology annotation, biological process: pectin metabolic process.
AAAACUGCCGGGAAAACAGUUGGCUGAAGCCCGUUGUCACAGCCAACGCGAACGGGUGUAGCAAUUCCUGCGUUUGCAAACCACAGAAGAAACACACAAGUCAUGUAAUCUUUUGGAUCCAUACAUUCCUCUAGUUUCUCGAAAAAUAAGGUUGUUACACUCUUACUGUCUCUAGCGUAGGAUAUCGUAAUUUCAAAUUAAUUAAUUUGCAGCAAUGUCAAGGAGAUCAUCAAAACAUUCUCGGCGAUAUGGAGAGAGUGGAGGGAUAGGUGCUCUUUUUGGCUUCAAUUCCCAGCCACAUUCUUCCCCAUAUUUGCCCAUUGCACCUAUUCUCCUGGGAGCAGUCUUUCUUUUUGCUUAUUUAUACAGCAGUCCAGGACAAUUUGGCGGCAACAAACAGGCUUUUAACAGGGUUCAAGGUGAUUUUUCAUGCACUGUUGAGGUUCAAGAAGCAAUCCCAAUUUUGAAGAAGGCUUAUGGAGAUAGCACGCACAAAGUUUUGCAUAUGGGCCCCAAUACUUGUUCUGUGGUUUCUCACUUGCUAAAAGAAGAGGAGACUGAAGCCUGGGGUGUCGAACCAUAUGACAUAGAGGACGCUGAUGGUAACUGCAAGGCACUUGUGAGGAGGGGUAUCGUGCGCGUUGCUGAUAUCAAGUUUCCUCUUCCUUACAGACCAAAAUCAUUCUCUCUUGUAAUUGUGUCAGAUGCUGUGGAUUACUUGUCACCUAGAUACCUCAACAAGACAAUUCCAGAUCUGGCUAGGGUAUCAGCUGAUGGUCUUGUAAUAUUUACAGGCCUUCCAGGUCAACACAGAGCUAAAGUUGCAGAAGUGACCAAAUUUGGAAGGGCGGCUAAAUUGAGGAGCUCGGCUUGGUGGGUACGGUUUUUUCUUCAGACUAGCUUAGAAGAAAAUGAAGCUGCCAUUAAGAAGUUUCAGCAGGCUGCAACAAAGAGCUCAUACCACCCAAAUUGCCAAAUUUUCCACCUCAAGUCAUUCAAUUGAGAUCAUAUUUAUGCACCAUCAUUUUAAUUGUAAUUUUCCAACUCAAGCAAUACAAUUGAUGUCUUCUGCAUAAUCACUGUCAACAUCGUUGUCUAUGCAUCUAAAUCAUUUUUUU